AUAGCCACAAUCCAAUUGCUCAAGUAACAAAGCGGAUAAGUGAGAUCGAAAAUGCAAAGAAAGGCAUCAACAAGCCUCAAGAGACAAGGUCAUGUUUUUAUAUAUCAACCAAAGAUAAAGACCACUGCUUUAUGCUUCACAAUGAAAAUUUUGCAUUUGUGAAGGAAAAAAGGCAAGAUGGAACUUUGGUAUGUGAUGUGCUGAGCCAAAAGGACACAAGAGACUUUUUUAAGAAGCCAUGUGAGUCAAGGCUAUUGAAUAUAGUCUAUGUUCAAAGAAAACGGACAAAGACAAAGUUAUUGCAAACCAAAGACCUUUACCGGAAAGUUGUUUGUCUCCCUUGUGAACAAGGGCAUGUCCUUUUUCCUCUCCUCCAUGGAAUGGAGCACAGGAAAUGAACAUAAAUAACGCAAUGGUAUACGCACGGGCUGUUUGGGUGGAGAAUGGGAAGCAGAUGGAAGGAGUUUUGCCAUUGAACUGGAUUGACACAGAGACCAAAGUGGUGCGAUGGCCUCUAAAAAACGUGUCUGUGGCACAUAAGCACCUUUUACAACCAGAAGAGGACUGGUUAAGCUUUGAAUUUGUAAAAGUCAAAGUGACAUCAGUAAGCCGACAGGAGUGUGAAAAAUAUAAUUACACCUCAGCUCAAACCGAAGAGGAGGACACAGUCAGUCAAAAGAGAAUGAAGAAAAGAAGGAAAUUUGAAGAUUAUGUUCAAGGGUCAGAUUUGUCUCCUGAGGAGGAUGAGUCAUUGCCAGACAAGAAAAAGGAGGAUACAGUGUUGCUUCCGGUUCCUCCGCCAAAAAUUAAGGGACAAAAUGCAAUGCUGCUCGAGUUACCUGCACCCCCAGAACUGGCUAACACCACCAUUAGACAACCAGAGAGUCCUGCAUCUUCAGACAUUUCUGGAUGUUCUUGUCCAACGCAUCACCGUUCGCCCACAAGGUCUGAAUCAUUAGAAGCAUUUAGUCCAGAGUCAGACAGGUCUAGGCGUUCUCGCACACCUCAGCGUGGAGUUCAAAAGCAAUCACAGUUCGGGAGCAGAAAAGGUCGGGCAUCCUCAUCCAGAUCUAUAGGGUCUCGCACACCUCAGCGUGGAGUUCGAAAGCAAUCACAGUCCGGGAGCAGAAAGAGUCGGGAGUCCUCAUCCAGAUCUAGGCGUUCUCGCACACCUCAGCGUGGAGUUCGAGAGCAAUCACAGUCCGGGAGCAGAAAAGGUCGGGCAUCCUCAUCCAGAUCUAGGCGUUCUCGCACACCUCAGCAUGGAGUUCAGAUGCCAUCAGAGUCCGAGAGAGGCUUAUUCCCCAUGUCUCAAGCUAAAUACCAGAAGUCAGUGCUUGGAAAGCUUGUAGAAAUUCUUGAUGAGAUAAAAAGAGUCGGAAGGCACUAUGAGCCACUGAAUUCUGCUGUCCAUGUUGCUAGGCUAGAAACCUUUGAAGAUUUUGCAGAAGAAGAGGCACGUCUCAAGGAACGCAACCUCUGGGAACAAAGGGUGUCCCAGCUCUCAAAGGUGGGAGGGAGGAAUAACAAAGACUGCGUCCAUAAAGUAAUGGACAGGCUUUUCACCAACAGCCUAAUGGCUGCUUUCAACAUGAAGGGGCGGGGUCGCAGUGAGAAAAAAGCCUUCCAGGAUACCGUUCAUUACUCUGUGGUAAAAGCCGCAGUAAUGAAGUGGAGUAAAACAGCCACAGAAGUGGAAAUCAGGGCUGCCAUGGCUGAGACACUUAAACAUGCUCCAGGGAGAGCUGGAGGUGGAGGUCGCAAAGUUUGAACUUUUAGUGUACAUUUUCUUUCUUAGAGUUGUUUUGUUGACUCUUGGAAAGUGAACUGUGUUGGUUACUGGACCCCGACCUAUGUUUACUGGACUGACUCUUAUGUGAAAUAUCUGUGUUGGUUACUGGACCGACCUAUGUUAAUUGCACUACUCUAAUGUGAAAUCUGUGUUGGUUACCGACUGUUUGCACUAUUUAAAAUGUGCUGUUUUAAUUAAUAAAGUGAUUAUAUGCUAACCCUUUAAA
This is a messenger RNA of Carassius auratus (goldfish), 2018 nucleotides long. Its product is annotated as protein SON-like. The record is from RefSeq and is a predicted model, not a curated record. Bases 395 to 1771 code for a protein of 458 amino acids. The transcript is spliced from 15 exons. Lineage: Eukaryota; Metazoa; Chordata; Actinopteri; Cypriniformes; Cyprinidae.